Mangifera indica (mango) is the source of this 1070-nucleotide messenger RNA. RefSeq names its product xyloglucan endotransglucosylase/hydrolase protein 22-like. The transcript is spliced from 3 exons. The record is from RefSeq and is a predicted model, not a curated record. The coding region runs from base 59 to 937 and encodes 292 amino acids. Gene Ontology annotation, cellular component: cell wall; apoplast. Gene Ontology annotation, molecular function: xyloglucan:xyloglucosyl transferase activity; hydrolase activity, hydrolyzing O-glycosyl compounds. Gene Ontology annotation, biological process: cell wall biogenesis; xyloglucan metabolic process. Lineage: Eukaryota; Viridiplantae; Streptophyta; Magnoliopsida; Sapindales; Anacardiaceae.
CCAUCAUUCUCAACACAUUCAUCCAUCUAUACGAAUUAAGUUCAUUCAGUUUCAGUAUAUGUUCAGUUCGAUCAAAGCUUCGAUGGCUUCAAUGUUGCAACUGCUUCUUCUGUUUGGUUCUUUGAUGGUUGCUUCUGCUGGUAGCUUCAAUAAAAAUUUUGAUAUCACUUGGGGAGAUGGCCGUGCCAAGAUGCUUAACAAUGGGGACCUUCUUACUUUGUCUCUUGAUCAAGCCUCUGGUUCUGGCUUCCAGUCCAAGAAUGAGUAUGUCUUUGGCAAGAUUGAUAUGCAGCUAAAGCUUGUCCCCGGAAACUCUGCUGGCACUGUCACUGCUUAUUAUUUGUCCUCAAAAGGUUCUACAUGGGAUGAAAUUGACUUCGAAUUCUUGGGAAAUUUGAGUGGUGAUCCUUACAUUGUUCAUACUAAUGUGUUCAGCCAAGGCAAGGGCAACAGAGAACAACAAUUCUAUCUCUGGUUUGACCCAACUGCUGAUUUUCAUACCUAUUCCAUUCUCUGGAAUCCCCAGCACAUUGUCUUAUCUGUGGAUGGAAUUCCCAUAAGAGAGUUCAAGAACUUAGAGUCAAUAGGUGUUCCAUUCCCAAAGAAUCAGCCAAUGAGAAUAUACUCCUCACUCUGGAAUGCUGAUGACUGGGCUACCAGAGGUGGACUUGUGAAGACAAACUGGACUCAAGCUCCUUUCACUGCUUCUUACAGAAACUUCAAAGCUAAUGCUUGUGUUUGGUCUAAUGGAAAAUCUUCCUGCAAUUCAAAAAAGCCUUCAUCUUCACCCAGAAAUGGUGCCUGGCUCACUCAAGAUCUUGACUCAACAAGUCAGGAAAGACUGAAAUGGGUUCAAAAGAACUACAUGAUAUACGAUUAUUGUAGAGACACAAAGAGAUUUCCCCAGGGCCUCCCACCAGAAUGCAGUUCAACCUAAUAAAAUCACAGUUUGUUGUAGUCAUUGUAACCAGUAAAGUCCAAUUCUUUCAUUCUUUUGAAAUCUUAAAUUCUCCUUGUAAAGCAAUUGUCAUAAUACUAUCUUCAUUUAAUGAAAUACGCAAUUGAGACAA